Messenger RNA from Electrophorus electricus (electric eel), 4637 nucleotides. RefSeq names its product HLF transcription factor, PAR bZIP family member a (gene hlfa). The record is from RefSeq and is a predicted model, not a curated record. Gene Ontology annotation, molecular function: RNA polymerase II cis-regulatory region sequence-specific DNA binding; DNA-binding transcription factor activity, RNA polymerase II-specific. NCBI's taxonomy places the organism in Eukaryota, Metazoa, Chordata, Actinopteri, Gymnotiformes, Gymnotidae. Gene Ontology annotation, cellular component: nucleus. Gene Ontology annotation, biological process: regulation of transcription by RNA polymerase II.
ACCAUUUUGGCUUUAGCGCUCCAGCCGCUCCAGCGACGUCGAACCGAGGCAGGGGUGCGCAGGAACGCCGUCCCGCGUGUACGGAUAUCGCUUCCCGGAGACCGCGCGAAGUCUGCCCGUUCUCCUCGAGGCGUGGUCGCGCUGUCCUGUUUUUGAUCACUUUGCUUUCCUGCGAGGGCAGAUUUCUCCUUUCAUCCGGAGCAAUGGAGAAGAUGUCUCGAGCGGUAAACCCAACUUUCCUACCUCCGACCCAUGGCGUGCUGAAGUCCUUGCUGGAGAACCCGAUGAAACUACCGUUCCACCACGACGAAGGCUUCGCCAAGGACAAGGAGAAGGAGAAGAAGCUAGAUGAGGAUGGCGCAGGGACCAACGCGCCCCAGUCCGCCUUCCUGGGCCCCACCCUCUGGGACAAGACCCUGCCCUACGAUGGGGACAACUUCCAGCUGGAAUACAUGGAUUUGGAGGAGUUCCUUUCCGAGAACGGCAUUCCGGCCAACCCACAGAGUGAGCAGAGCCAGGCUUCCCAGCAGCCCCUGCAGCAGAGCCCGGCUCCGCCCCCCACGCCAUCUGUGGUCGACCUCAGUAACCAUGCCACCACCUCUGUACACCCGGGUAUGGUUACACAGCCCUGCCUACAGAGUCCCAGCAGAGCAGUUCUGCCAUCAACUCGGAACACGCCCAGUCCCAUUGACCCAGAGUCCAUCCAGGUUCCGGUCAGCUACGAGCCAGACCCGGCCGACUUGGCGCUGUCCAGCGUGCCGGGCCAGGAGAUGUUCGACCCGCGAAAGCGCAAGUUCACUGCGGAGGAGCUGAAACCACAACCCAUGAUCAAGAAGGCUCGCAAAGUCUUCAUCCCGGACGACAUGAAGGAUGAUAAGUACUGGGCACGCCGCAGGAAGAACAACGUGGCGGCCAAGCGUUCCCGAGACGCACGGCGUCUGAAGGAGAACCAGAUUGCCAUCCGCGCCUCCUUCUUGGAGAAGGAGAACGCCGCCCUCCGGCUGGAGGUGGCCGACUUGCGCAAGGAACUGGGGCGCUGCAAGAACGUCCUGGCCAAAUACGAGGCGCGGCACGGGACCCUGUGAAUGGCCCCCCCACACCCCAAACCACACCCCUCAAAGCCAUGCCUCCCGGGAGAGCCACGCCCCCACCCUCCCCCAAAGCUCCCCCAGGAGUCGUGCCCCGGGGCCUAGCUGUACUAAGGACUUGUGUGCCUGUGCACCAGGCCUCCUCCUGCUCUUUACCAAUCCCAGUCUGAAUCCUCAUACUGAUGUUUUUACUCUAGCUUUGUUACUUCCUGUCUGGUCCGUGGUCCCACUGGGGUGCGUGUCGGGCUUUGGAGACGUAGUUCUCUGUCCUUUUUGUUUGAGGGUUAUUGCGUGUUCCUUUUUUUUUUUUUUUAUUCCUGUGAUGCUUUAUGCUACCUUAAUGCUAACACAACUCUCUCUCUGCUCAACUCUUUCUGGUAGAGACUGGUCAGUUUGGCUCUCUUGCUCCAGUCGGUUAGUUCGGUCCAGUGGAGGUGAAGCAGUUUUAAUGCUACAGGUGUGUUUAGUGUUGUGUUUUAGUUGGAUUGUGAACCCUCUCAUGUCCAAACUCAUCACCUCUUUCUUUCUUUCUCUCUCUGUCACGGUCUGAUGUCCACGUGGUGUAAAUAACACCUACCAAUAGCUCAAUCACGCCUCUCUCUGUCUUCUACCUGAUCUCAGAGUCUCAGUCUUCACCAUCGUCAUCAUCACAGAGCAAUAACUUUUAAAGCACGUACUGGGUAUGUGAGGAUCUGGCGCCCUCUCGUCUCUCGUCCGUUCCCUUUGCUGCGUCUGGUUAAUCCCUGUGGGAGCACACACACAGUCAAUGAGGCAGGUGGAUGUUUUUUGUUCAGUGGUCGGUUUGUGUGUGGGAGGGGGGACAGUGGUAGAUUUUAGAGAUGGGGGGGCUGAGGGGCUAGGAGGGAUGUGUCCCCUCAAUAAUUCCUGCUCACACUACUCUUAUUAUGUGUUAGCUUGGGUGGUGUGAGUGGUGUGUCUGUGUGUGUCCCCCCCAGAGCUGAGAUGAACCCUACAUCCCUGGUCUGUCCACCCACACGUUAAACCUAGUUGCCAUAUUGUUUGGGUGGAACCAGAUUUAAACCAGGCAGCAGGGCACCUGUGCUAGUCCUGAUAUGUCUCUCUCUCUCUCUUUCUCUCUCUGCUAACAACCUGCACUAAAGCGUCUUUCACAAUCUUAUCUGGUGCAAUGUUUUUACCUUCAUUAUUAGAAUCUGCCUGAUCUAUUUAUGGAUUUUUUUUAAUGGAAAAAAAAAUAUUUUGGAAAUAUUCAACCAUGAAUUACUAUAAAUCUUAUUAGAACUGUUGAUGAUCUCAUUUUCUGUGUCGAUGGAGUUUCCUGCUUUCUUCUCUUGGAUUUCUCGGCAUGGUUCCUGCUUCAGAACAAGCCCAGGCCCUGUACAUGACCCUUUUAUGAUGUGUUUGGGGGUAGUGUUUGUUAUUUCUUCUCCUAACAUACAUUGAGGAUGGCAGCGUUUGUUUGUUUUGAACUCUUCACCUGCAGAUCAGUGGUCCUGUUGUAAAUUAAGCCUGACGACCCCCCCCCCCUCCGAUGGCUGUUUGUAUAUUCUGAAUGUAUAAGGUGUGUUGGUGUGUUUUUUUUUUUUUUUUUAACUGCGCCAGUAAGAUGGUAUUGUCUGUAAUACUACGUUUAACUCAGUUUGUUUACGACAGACCAAAACGUGCAGCACACAGGAAAAAAAAUUAUAUUGGUUAAACAGAGAUGUAAUGUUUAUAAGAAUCUGCUCUAGAUCCAAGCUGUUCCUUUUGUAUGGUAUUUUUAUUAUACUGGCUACGUAUUUACAAGGCACAAGAAAUUCAGGAUGGUAGACCUACUAGAGACUAAACAGAAUAUAUAAAAGUAUAUAUAUAAUAUAAACUCUAUAUCUAUUACUCAGAGUUAAGUGAGAUAGUGUUUUGCUAAGUUAUGACACAUACAUGAUAUAUUUGUGAGUUCUGUAACGAUUGAAGUGAGCUAGGAGUUGUAUUAAACUUCUAAAAGUGCGUCUGCUAAUCCAGGGUCUCCCUCUCCACUGUGUUUGAGUGCGGGGGACUUGUUCUGCUAAUUCAGGGUCUCCAUGGUCAUCAGGCCCUGGAGGCUCUGAGAUCUGCCAUGGGUUUUCCUUCCUCUCGGCCCAGGUGGGACUCAUGCACGGCCCAGUCCUGAGAGUCCUACACCCGCCCUCCACGUGCCGAGGUUCCUGAUCCGGCCCCGGCCCAGAACUGUGACGCAUUUGGGCAUUAAAAGUGACACUCCUCCUCUCUUCCUGUACGGACAUAGUCUUUCAUGGAUAGGAUUUUUUCCAAGUGCCCUCAUCUUAUAAAGAUACAAAGACAUGCAUACAAAGACACCCAUUUUCUCAUCUCGCUUAACAUCUUCCCAUGGAGUACAAGAGGUGCAGUUCCCAACGUCACCACCAGGUGUCAGGAUAAUGCUGGCAGACCCUCACUUGUGACCACACUGAAGUGUGGUUCUAAUGACUUAGUUUGCACUGUAGCCUAGUGAUUCCAUGCUCUUGUUUGAAUGAUGCAGUGUCUUUCCCUCUCACCCCUCGACUCUCGUCAGAGAGUGCUGGGAUAUCGUUCAUUCUGAGUGGGCAGGAUUUCUGCGUCGCACACGCGGUGGGUGUCUGAAGGCGUACCUCUUAGUUCAGGCCAAAGUUAAGCUGUGCACAACUUUAGAUUUGAGGUUUUUUUCAUUCUGUCUGGAAUUAGCAGGGCAGAGUAGCCAUUUUGUGGCAUGUUUUAUUCCCUUUUAUUAUUUUUUUUUUUCAUCUUAUACUGUCAUUUCCUGUAAUUUUGUUGUUGGUAUUUGUUUUGUUGAACUUUGGACUGACUGGGAUGACUGAACUAUAUGUAAAGGAGUAUGUGUCCAAGCUAUCUGUGUAUAGUCUGUACAAAAUAAAAAUAAAGCCAGGAAGAAGCCACUAUGAGCUUCUGAAAGUCCCCCCUGUAGUUAAUUACCAGCUCCUCGUCCCCAGGAAUUGUGGGUGGUUGACAUCUGUGUCCUUGGCUUGGAGAUUAGCGUGGACGUGACUAGCGUUCUCUCAGGAUAGGAAUGCCGGUAUGAUCUCCGGAAGUAGACUAGCGGUUUGAGCUCAGCUGGGCUACCUCACUCACAAACGGAGGCAACGUCUACAAGCCUGAGUCUGUCAGUGCCUUGAACAACAUGGGCUGUUCCAGUCAGUCAUCCCAUCUCAUUCCCUCUCAUUCUGCACACAGGUUCAGACCUAGACCUACCCCCUCCUUACAGAUUUUAGGGGACUCAGACAUGUUGAAUAAAACGACAGCGUUCUUGUCCAGUUAAGGGACGGCCGGGAAUGCUGACAGCAUGAUGUCAACACAGGGCCACAGUGCUGGUGGAGAAAUUGGACCGUAUAAUUUUUACUAAAAUCAUUGCUGUAGGCUUGGUACCUCUGUACUGAUGGCAACACCAAACGACUUUUAGAGGAGAGCAGGCGACUGAUUUCGAGGUGUGUUUUAAUCUUCUGUGUUUGAAGCAGAAGUCUGACGUCUUUUUUUGCUCUUGUCUGCGGCCUCCUCCUGAUGUCUCACUGUAACUUCAGUGUCUAAUAAACUCAGUCUCUCUCA